Molecule: messenger RNA, 1410 nt
Organism: Euleptes europaea (tarantolino)
Lineage: Eukaryota; Metazoa; Chordata; Lepidosauria; Squamata; Sphaerodactylidae
Gene: WDR41
Product: WD repeat domain 41
Exons: 13
Coding region: 10-1380 (456 amino acids)
Biological process (GO): regulation of autophagy
Cellular component (GO): lysosomal membrane
Molecular function (GO): protein binding
Source: RefSeq, a predicted model, not a curated record
CCUCUUGCGAUGCUGCGGUGGCUGAUAGGAGGGGGACGCGAGCCGCAAGGAUUGGCCGAGAAAUCUGUGCAGACCUUAGGUGAAGAGCAAACACAAAAUCCGUACACUGAGCUCCUAGUGCUAAAAGGUCAUCAUGAUAUUGUGCGGUUUCUAGUGCCAGUAGAUGAUUACAGGUUUGCCUCUGCAGGUGAUGAUGGAAUUGUAUGUUUGUGGAAUGCUCAGACUGGAGAGAAGCUGUUUGAGUUACAUGCACACACUCAAAAAAUCACAGCUCUUGCAGCUUUUCCUGUAUCUGAUGCUUGUGAAGAAAAAUGUCAUAUGAUUUUGACAGCAGGUGCAGAUAGGACUGUUAUUGUUUGGGAUUGUGACAAUGGCAGUCAAAUUCAUAAAGUAUCCUGCUUUCAUUCCACUGUAAAGUGUUUGACAGUUCUUCAAAGGCUGGAUGUAUGGUUAUCUGGAGGCAGUGAUCUGUGUGUUUGGAACCGAAAAUUAGAUCUGUUAUGUAAGACAAGUCAUCUUACUGAUUCAGAUAUCAGUGCAAUGAUUGAAUUGCCGAAAAAUUGUGUUGCAGCAGCUGUUGGCAAAGAAUUGAUAAUUCUUAGAUUGAAAGCUUCCAAAGAUGGAACUGAAUGGGAUGUCUUUGAAGUGAAACGACUUCUUGACCAUCAAGAUAAUAUUCUAUCGCUGAUCAGUGUCAGUGAUUUGACUUUUGCCACAGGCUCCCAUGUGGGUGAGCUGAUAGUCUGGGAUGCAUUGGACUGGACAAUGCAGGCAUAUGAAUGCAACUGGGAUGCAUCUCUUCAUGUGGACCCACAACAAGAAAUAAAAUUAUCAUACAGCCAAAAUAAAAUUUCAAUUCAGCAUUUAGCAUCUGAUGAAGAGUGUGUGUUUGCUGCUGUUGGAAAGGGCAUAUACGUGUAUAACCUUCAAAUGAAGCGUGUGAUUGCCUUCCAGAGGGCCGCUCAUGACUCCACUGUCCUACACAUUACAAAAGUUCCAAACAGACAAUUAAUAUCAUGUUCAGAAGAUGGCAGUGUUCGGAUAUGGGAAUUAAGAGAAAAGCAGCAACUUACAGCUGAACCUGUUCCAUCAGGUUUUUUUAGUAUUUGGGGAUUUGGAAGGGCAACCAAGCAAGCCAACAACACAGCUAAAAAGGCACCAGAGAGUACUACUAUUUAUUCUUUGGAUCUUACUGGGGAUUUGAUUGGGCACUCAUCCGCUGUGCAGAUGUUCCUUUAUUUUGGUGAACAUGGUCUGGGAACGUGCUCUGCUGAUCAUCUCAUUAUUUUGUGGAAAGAUGGAGAACGAGAGUCUAGAAUGCGUAGCCUGAUGCUAUUUCAUAAAUUAGAACGAAGUGAAGACUUGCAGCUUGGGCUCUGAGAUCAUUUAACAAGAGAUAAGUGUAUUUAU